UGGCGUUGCGGCGUGACAAUGCGAUACAAUUGGUUAUCGCAUAAUCGCAAUAUUACUAAAGAAGCAGUCAUGGAAUCGGUACGUGAUUUGCAAUAUUUGAAUCUGAAAUGUUCUCUCUUUUCCUUCUUCUUCCUUCUCUGUCAUUAUAAGUGAAACUUUUUCUCAGACAUACGAGCUGUAUCGUCUCGAUAAAGGGCCACUCGAAAAAUCGACUUUAAACGUGGAAGACGCUACAUACGCGCUCAAGAUAAUGAACUCUAUACGUCGGAUGGAAAAUAAGGCCGCAGAGUUGUACAGACAGCGGCUCAUCAAUGGCUUCUUACACUUGUACGCUGGAAGCUAUAGCUAUAGGUCUGAAAAUGGCUCUGGCUGAACGAGACACCGUCAUCACGGCGUACAGAUGCCACGGUAUAGCCGUGGUGUUCGGUGUCCCGAUUCGCUCGAUUCUCGCGGAACUCCUGGGUCGUAAAACAGGCGCGGCCAAGGGUAAGGGUGGCUCGAUGCACAUGUACGCCCCGCAAUUCUACGGUGGCGACGGUAUCGUCGGUGGACAGGUACCUAUUGGCACCGGUAUAGCCCUGGCCCACAAAUACAAUGGCACAGGCGCUGUAUCCUUUACGUUGUACGGUGACGGUGCAGCCUCGCAGGGUCAAGUCCACGAAGCUUGGAACAUGGCAAAGCUGUGGAAUCUACCGGUGGUCUACAUCUGCGAAAAUAAUAAGUACGGGAUGGGUACGGCCGUACAUCGACAUUCCGCCAACUCUCGGCUUUAUACGCGCGGAGAUCUCAUACCGGGAAUAAAGGUAGAUGCGCGUAUGCCUCUACUCCGUUCUUUCAUUAAUGUAAUCUCGCUUGUUACACAGGUCGAUGGGAUGAAGAUCGCGGAUGUGCGAGAAGCCUUACGCUUUGGUAGAGAUUACGCGCUGAGAAACGGCCCGAUUGUACUGGAGAUGGUAACUUAUCGUUAUUUCGGACACAGUAUGAGCGAUCCCGGUCACUCGUAUCGUACCAGAGAAGAAAUUAAAGCUGUGCAAACCGAGCAAGAUCCAAUCGUGUUACUUACCAAGCUCGUCAUAGAGAAGGGCCUUAUGACUGAAAAAGACGUCGAGGUCGGUAUAACUCUCGUAUCAAUUAUUGCAAGUGACAUUUCUAUUAUGUUCAGAAUCUACGGAUGUCAGCCUACAAACAAGUCGAUCAGGAAGUGGAGCAAGCCAAGGCCGAUCAGUGGCCAGAAAUGUCGGAAAUCUCGAGCGACGUUUAUGUCAAGCCGUUAGAGAAAGUCCGCGGUAAAGUCCCUUGGGAAUUACAUUGAAAGCCGAUAUAAAACGACGAUUAAAGUAAUUACCUUAGACUGUAUAAAGUUAUCAAUUGCACCGCUACAUAAAAUUGAAUUCUCUUAUACAUAUGUACUUUUGAUCACGUUAUUUGAUAAGUGGAGAGGCAAUCUAAAACUAAUUGAUGAAAUUAUCAAGCUAUCAAGAAUUGAGAUACAAGAUGGAAAAGCAUCCGUGUUAUCCUCUUCUAGAUCUUUGUCGAAUAAGAUUAUGUUACGCACGUUAUGCGAGAAUUCUCUCCAUUUUUAUUAAUAAACACACAAGUUACCUUUGGUCAACAAUGUUUUUCUACUUGCGACGCGACGAAAGUGCAGUCGAUUUUUCACAAAGCUUUAAACUAGUAUUUAAAUCAUUGAGCGGAUUCUAGUCGAGUUGAAAACGAGAUAUUGGGAGAUUGAGUGAGUCUCGCCGAGAGAAACGAUCAAUUAAAGCUGGUUUUAAACGACGUUUCAAAUGAGAGCGAAAGGGCAGUGGAGAGAUGGACACACGGGCUCGAUGAAUGAGUCAGAAGGCGAAAGAGGCGUAGCAGAGGAGAGGAGAGGCGCGGCACGGCGGAGCCAACGCGAAUGCGGAGACAAGGCUGCACCGACGUCUCUGCGGGAGUCGCCUUACGUCGCUCGCAUGUGUCACGUCGCGCUAAUUGAAUUCUAACGAGACGACAGUCGCUCGACGAUACAUGGCGAUAUCGCAUCCGACGGUCACCUUUACCUGUCUGCCGACGUUCCUUUCAUUUUAACCGCGCAGACACGCAGCCGGCUCAGCGAAUCUCUUUGACUCGCGCAGUCUCGAGGAACCAGCUCGAAUCUGCAGCUUGUCCAGGUACGACAACAAUAUGGAAAUGGAUAUCAAGGUGAAUGAUAUAUUGCGAGGUAUGUAUAU
Molecule: messenger RNA, 2213 nt
Organism: Vollenhovia emeryi
Lineage: Eukaryota; Metazoa; Arthropoda; Insecta; Hymenoptera; Formicidae
Product: pyruvate dehydrogenase E1 component subunit alpha, mitochondrial-like
Exons: 4
Coding region: 312-1274 (320 amino acids)
Molecular function (GO): oxidoreductase activity, acting on the aldehyde or oxo group of donors, disulfide as acceptor
Source: RefSeq, a predicted model, not a curated record